AUGAAAAGCUCCCUUAACCUCCUCUCCCUACUCCCUCUAGCCUUUGCAGCAAAGCUCGCAACCGUUCAUCAAUUCCCCAACGGCACCUGGAUCGAGAACAUCGCGUCCACGCGGAACUCCUCUCUCCUCGUCACCGUCAUCGGCCGCGCAGAAACCAAUCUCUCUCCCAACCACUUCGCCAUUGCCGUCGGCAACCUAACAGCCUCCAACACCCCCGUCGCCAACACCAGCCAAAUCUGGACCAUCGAUGCCUCGCGCACACCUCCGCAGAUUGAGCUCGCACGAGACAUUCCUACUGCUUCCAUGAUCAACGGUAUCACGAGUCUGGAUUCGCAUACACUCCUGAUGGCGGAUAGCUGGCGCGGCAACAUCCUCGCACUCGAUCUGCGCACGAACAAAUACGCCGUCGCGCUCGAGGACGAGAGUCUGAAGGCGAAUUUCUCCCAUCCUACGCUGCCCCUAGGCGUCAACGGGAUCCGGUACCACGCACCAACUAAGUAUCUGUACUACACCAACACGGUGCAAAAUUUGCUCGGGCGAGUGGCUAUCGAUCCGCACACUGCCAUGUCUAGGGGCAGAUUCGAAGUCAUUGCGCAAGGCGAGAUGAUUGCGCAACCGGAUGAUUUUGUGGUGCGGAGGGAUGGGAGUGUAGUUCUUGCGAGGCCGCUGGCGGAUCAGGUGGUGUGUGUGAGGGGAGGUGGGAGGGUGGAGGUGCUGGCGGAGGGAGGGUUGGCGAGUGGGGGUACGUCUGUUGUAAGCGGGGGAAGUGAGGGUGAGUUGUUUGUUGGUGAGAGUGGAUUGAAGGGGGGUGUGGUGGCUAGUGGGGGGAGGGUGGUAAGGGUGGAGCUUUAA
Parastagonospora nodorum SN15 is the source of this 852-nucleotide messenger RNA. RefSeq lists its product as hypothetical. The record is from RefSeq and is a predicted model, not a curated record. The coding region runs from base 1 to 852 and encodes 283 amino acids. Lineage: Eukaryota; Fungi; Ascomycota; Dothideomycetes; Pleosporales; Phaeosphaeriaceae. The transcript is spliced from 2 exons.